AUGACGAUUAUUUCCGGAAACAAGGCGGAAUUUGUAUCAUACGACUCAGUUCUGUGUACUGCUGCUGAUUCUAUGAACGAAGAUAUCAUUAAUUCCGAUAAAAUGCAACAUUCAUUGGAUUCCAUACAACCGCUGGAUGUUGAAAGUUUGGCAUCGGUCAGCACAUCUCACACCGCUGGUCAGUACUCAGAGACGGAAAUCGAUGUGGUGUACCGGCAGGAAAUGUGUAAAAGGUAUCAGCAUCUUGCACCGCCAUCAAAAGUGGCUACAGAAAAUCGUCUUCGGUUCUUUGAUCAUACAGUGAGGAGAUCAGCAUAUCGCCUCUGUCGACGAGUUCAGAGGUGUCCGUCGGAUUCAAUUUUUAAAAAGCCAUCUGAUCAAGAACGGAAGUUAUGGAUUGAGGUCGUGAAAGAGGAAUUGAAGACACUCGGCGUGGAUAGUCAGUUCUAA
This is a messenger RNA of Necator americanus (New World hookworm), 450 nucleotides long. RefSeq lists its product as uncharacterized. The coding region runs from base 1 to 450 and encodes 149 amino acids. The transcript has 2 exons. NCBI's taxonomy places the organism in Eukaryota, Metazoa, Nematoda, Chromadorea, Rhabditida, Ancylostomatidae. The record is from RefSeq and is a predicted model, not a curated record.